AUGCCUUCUGCACAACCACUCCGGGACGAUGCUUUUGGAUCGUCAAAUAAUCACCUAGAUUAUGAUGUUCUCAUAAUUGGCGCCGGCCUCAGUGGCAUCCUCAGCCUUUACCGUAUGCGAGAGCUCGGUUUGAAGGCACGCGUCAUUGAAGCCGGAUCUGCCGAGGGAGGAACCUGGUUCUGGAACAGAUAUCCUGGAGCACGAUUUGACUCUGAGAGCUACUCUUACAUCUUUUCAUUUUCGCAAGAGGUGCUCGAUGAAUGGGAUUGGACGGAGCAUUUCGCUCCCCAACCGGAAACACUUCGCUAUAUCCAGUAUCUUACUUCGAAGUUCGACCUCAAGAGAGACAUGCAAUUCAAUACUCGCAUCAGCUCGGCACGAUUCCAAGAAGACAGCUCUUCAUGGCUUCUCGAGGAUGAAGAUGGCGCUCAUUACACAUGCCGGUAUCUCAUCACGGCGAUGGGUAUCUUGAACAAGCCGACCUUGCCCAACAUUCCGGGCGUAAAGAACUUCAGAGGCGAGUCUUGGCAUACGGCAAGAUGGCCCAGUGAUGCUUCCAGCCUUGUUGGCAAGCGAGUGGGCAUCAUUGGUACCGGCGCGACAGCGAUCCAGACCAUCCAGGCCAUCUCCGACAAGGUCGGCCACCUAACCGUCUUUCAGCGAACGCCAAACUGGACUGCUCCGCUGCGAAAUAGCAAGAUCAGCCCCGAGGAGAUGGACGAAAUCCGAAAGAGAUACCCAGAAAUCUUCCGCCAAUGCCUCGAGUCGUAUUCUUGCUUCAUCCAUGUGAGUGACCCCAGUAGCAUCUUCUCUAUGACAGAAGAAGAACGUCAUGAACACUGGGAGAAGCUGUAUGCCCUACCUGGAUUCGCCAAGGUACUCAGCAUCUCUGGAGAUGUGUUCACAGACCACAAGGCAAAUGCGCUGUAUAGCAAGUUUCACGCGGACAAGAUACGCUCAAGAGUCAAAGACCCAGAGAUUGCCGAGAAGCUGAUCCCGAAAAACCACGGCUUUGGCACAAGACGAGUUCCCCUCGAGAGCGGAUACUUCGAGGUCUUCAACCAACCGAAUGUCAAGCUCGUCGAUGUUCGAGAAGCCCCGAUUUCCCAAAUCACAGAAACCGGUGUUCAGACCGAGGACGCAUUUCAUGAACUGGACAUCCUCAUUUACGCGACCGGAUUUGAUGCUGUGACCGGGUCCUUUAAUGCUGUGGAUUUCCAGGGUCGCAACGAGACCAAGCUGAAAGAUGUUUGGGCCAACGGCAUCCGGACGUUCCUGGGCCUCACGGUUAAAGACUUUCCCAACAUGUUUAUGAUCAUGGGGCCACACCAGAUGUUUGGCAACAUCCCAAGGUCCAUCGAGUAUGCGGCAGAUUGGGUAGCCGACUUUAUUCGCUAUGCCCGGGACAACAAAGUGACGUCCGUGGAAGCGACCGAGAAGGGCAUGGAGGACUGGACACAGCAUGUGCACGAUUGUGGCCAAGGUCUUCUGGCAAAUGAAGUUGACUCGUGGAUGACUGGCGUUAACAAGAACCUGGCCCACAAGCAGAAGCGUUCCAUGACACGAUACAAUGGACCAGCACCAGGAUAUCGGAAGAGAUGUGACGAGGUCAAGGCACGGGGUUACUCGGAUUUCGUAAUGGGACACAACUAG
Molecule: messenger RNA, 1653 nt
Organism: Clonostachys rhizophaga
Lineage: Eukaryota; Fungi; Ascomycota; Sordariomycetes; Hypocreales; Bionectriaceae
Source: the annotation of a GenBank genome assembly